AUGAUAGCUUUAAAUCACCGGAGCUUAGUCGUGAAGAUGAUGGUUUCAAGACUUAAAGAGACAACUAAUUUUGUGAUUCUUUACUUCCUUUACCAAACACUAAAGACGAAAGGAGAGCUGUUCCGAAAGUGUCAACCAAGCAGCAGCAAUAGGAUCGGUUGUGGCUGUGGUUCUAAUACAACAGCAUUUUGUUAUCUGCUUAAGAUGAUCUCCAGAGCUGUUGAUAAAUUAGAGUCUAAUCAUGACCAAAAGAUUCUGCCUGUCUUUGUUACUCUUGACCCUGUACGAAACACACCUUCUCAUCUCCAUGCCUACUUGAAAGAAUUUGACGAUAGAAUACUUGGAUUGACUGGAUCAGCAAGUGCAAUGAGGCAAAUGGCACAGGAGUAUCGUGUUUAUUUCAAGAAGGUUCAAGAAGAUGGAGAUGAUUACCUCGUUGAUACUUCUCAUAACAUGUACUUGUUGAAUCCGAAGAUGGAGGUUGUGAGAUGCUUUGGAGUUGAGUAUAAUCCAGAUGACCUCUCACAAGAGGUUCUUAAAGAAGUUUCUUCCCUUUCACAGUGACCAAGCACAAAAAAAGAGAUGUUCAUUGAAGGAAACACCAAGUUCCUUUUUCCUUCCAUUGGUCAAAUUUCAUUUAGACGAUUUUGCUAAGUCCUUUGGUCAUGAUAAAAGAUUCCGGAUUCUCAAGUUUAUAACAAAAUUGGCAUUUUUACCUUGUGCAUCUAAUCUUACACUACUAGUAAAUUAGUAAUCACCAUCUAAUAGCCACCACUAGUAAUC
Raphanus sativus (radish) is the source of this 783-nucleotide messenger RNA. RefSeq names its product protein SCO1 homolog 2, mitochondrial-like. The record is from RefSeq and is a predicted model, not a curated record. The coding region runs from base 1 to 564 and encodes 187 amino acids. Gene Ontology annotation, biological process: mitochondrial respiratory chain complex IV assembly. Lineage: Eukaryota; Viridiplantae; Streptophyta; Magnoliopsida; Brassicales; Brassicaceae. The transcript has 6 exons.